Molecule: messenger RNA, 4487 nt
Organism: Acanthopagrus latus (yellowfin seabream)
Lineage: Eukaryota; Metazoa; Chordata; Actinopteri; Spariformes; Sparidae
Product: retinoic acid receptor gamma-A-like
Exons: 8
Coding region: 383-1861 (492 amino acids)
Biological process (GO): cellular response to corticotropin-releasing hormone stimulus; retinoic acid receptor signaling pathway; regulation of transcription by RNA polymerase II
Cellular component (GO): nucleus; transcription regulator complex
Molecular function (GO): zinc ion binding; nuclear glucocorticoid receptor binding; RNA polymerase II cis-regulatory region sequence-specific DNA binding
Source: RefSeq, a predicted model, not a curated record
UUGGCUGUGCUUGUGGUGGAGUGUGAGAGGCCCAGAGAGCCGGCGAGAGGGGAGCUGAGAUCAGUUACAGCAGGAGAGGCAGAGCAGUGAGGCGAGCAAGUGAUCUGGGGAAAAAGAAGAUUGAGUUGUCUGGAGGGAAAGAGGAGAUUGUGUCCAACCAGAGACGAUAGUUUGGACAGACAGGUAGUGUGGUCACAGGGCAGCAAGAGGCAGACAGUAAGAAAUAGAGACAGGCAGACAGACAGAGAGACAGAGAGACAGGGAACACCUGGACCAGGCAGGGCAUUGAGUUUCAGUCACAGGAAGCUUCUGUCUCAGUUUUAUACAGUCACUCUCAGAACAAAAGCAAAGAGGCUGCAGUUGUGUUUGACUUGAGAGGAGCAUGUUUGACUGUAUGGAGGCUCUGGGUCUGGGCCCGCGGCCCCUCUUCGAUGUGUCCGGACAAGGCUCCUGCAUGCUCGCCAAGGCCACCCCUUACUUCUCCGGCCUGGACCCAUUCGCCUGGGCCGGGACCAGCAGCAUUCAGUCGGUGGAGACCCAGAGCACCAGCUCAGAGGAGAUGGUGCCCAGCUCUCCCUCCCCGCCUCCUCCUCCUCGUGUCUACAAGCCGUGCUUUGUGUGCCAGGACAAGUCAUCUGGUUAUCACUAUGGAGUGAGCUCCUGCGAGGGCUGCAAGGGUUUCUUUCGGCGCAGUAUCCAAAAGAACAUGGUGUAUACCUGCCACAGAGACAAGAACUGUCAGAUCAACAAAGUCACCCGCAACCGCUGCCAAUACUGUCGGCUGCAGAAGUGCUUUGAGGUUGGCAUGUCCAAAGAAGCGGUGCGUAAUGACAGGAACAAAAAGAAGAAGGAUGUAAAGGAGGAGGUGGUGCUGCCAGAGAACUAUGAGUUGAGUGGAGAACUGGAGGAGCUGGUUAACAAAGUCAGCAAAGCUCACCAAGAGACCUUUCCAUCUCUGUGCCAAUUAGGAAAAUACACCACAAAUUCAAGUGCUGACCACAGAGUACAGCUGGACUUGGGCCUGUGGGAUAAGUUCAGUGAGCUGUCCACUAAAUGCAUUAUAAAGAUUGUGGAGUUUGCCAAGCGGCUACCAGGCUUCACCACGCUCACCAUCGCUGACCAGAUCACCCUCCUCAAAUCUGCAUGCCUGGACAUCCUGAUGCUGAGGAUAUGUACUCGUUACACCCCAGAGCAGGACACCAUGACAUUCUCAGAUGGCCUGACUCUCAACAGGACCCAGAUGCAUAACGCUGGCUUUGGUCCACUCACAGACCUGGUGUUUGCCUUUGCUGGUCAGCUGCUGCCUUUGGAGAUGGACGACACAGAGACGGGCCUCCUCAGUGCAAUCUGCCUCAUCUGUGGAGACCGAAUGGAUCUGGAGGAGCCACAGAAGGUAGACAAGCUGCAGGAGCCGCUGCUAGAGGCUCUGAAGAUCUACACCCGUCGUAGACGCCCGAAUAAGCCGCACAUGUUUCCCCGCAUGUUGAUGAAAGUCACAGACCUCCGAGGAAUCAGCACCAAAGGUGCCGAAAGAGCCAUCACACUGAAAACAGAGAUCCCAGGCCCAAUGCCUCCACUCAUCAGGGAGAUGCUUGAGAAUCCUGAGGCCUUCGAAGACAGCAGUGACUCUGGGGAGAGCGCUGCAGCCGCUCCCCCCGCUCCCCCCGCUCCCCCCGCCAUUCAAGCCAUCAAACAAGAGGAGAAGUCAACGUAUGAGUCGACCGUUGAGGAAGAAGAAGAAGAGGAAGAGGACGACUACUGGGAUGAGGAGAAAGAACGAGGGGCGGACAGUGAUGGGGAGGCGUGUGGCGAGGUGGCAGCGGGCUCACAAAAGAAAGGUGUGACUGGGAAAACACAGUGAGAGGGACAGAUGAUGCUGCUUCCUCCUUCAGAUCACUGAGCCAGCUCUCAGAAACCUCACAGAAUUAGGCUCUUAUUUAACAGCAGUGUUGCAUACAGCACAUAUUUACAUAUACUGUACAUGUUGACUGAAAGGAAAAUGUGUUAAGUUCAGUAUAGGAAUAAAAAAGCACUAAAUGUAAGCAGGUUGAGGGGAACGCCAUGAAAAAAAUCACUGUGCCAAAAUGAGACUGUCUAAAAGAUGUUUCAGAAGUGUCCAUCCAGAGAGCAACGAAAGGUGGUGGACUGAAGAAAAUGCACUCCUCCACUAUCUAUAAGGGCUAUGCUGUGUAUAAAAUUGAUGGUAAAAGAUACAUGUCAACAACAGAACUCUAUGUGGUGUCCAUUUGCCGCAAAUGUCUUCUCAGAAUUCCUUUUAUUCCUAUUCAGAGAUAUGCUACUUAUUUUUUUAUUGAUUUUUUUUUUUUCUAAGCAUGAACACAUUUCUGUUUUUCCUUCAUGCCUGUUGUGUUGUCUUUUUUUUUUCUUUUGGUAUAUUUUUCACCGAUCACAUUUGACCGGACAUAUGUGUGUUUUUGUUAAGCAUCUCUUUAAUUUUAUGCAUUUCAGCUUUCCCGGACACAGUGAAAAGCAAUAGCAAAAGUAGUAAUGAGAGCAAUAGCAGAGAGCGAGCAGGACUCAAAACUUACAAUGUGACAAGAGAAUAAUGAGGAGAACUUCAACUGUAAAUUUCAGCUCUGGUGCUUUUGAUCCAAAUAAUGCAAAAGAAAUGCAGCAACAUAUCUCUGCCUCUCGCCAAAAAUACACAAUCAUUUAACAAAAAAAAAAAAUACUUUGACUAAGGAAUCUGCAGGGUAGAUUUAAUGUCAUCGCGCAAUCUCAGGUUGAUUCUAUCAGGGCCGUGUCUCACCUGUCAAUUCAGUAUUUUAAGAAAACUGUUGAUCCAUCAUAAGCCCCUCAUCAACAAAAAAGGUUCUCAUACCAGGGAGUAGGGAUCAUUAAAGCAACAUUAUGUAGUAAUUUUAUUGCGAUUUGGCGCCCCCUACCAUUUCUGAAUGCCACACAGCUGUAAAGACAAGACAAUAGAUUAUAUACAAAUUCACAAUAGAAAAUGAUAAUCAUCAGUGUUUUUGCAAAGAAACAAAUGUACCAAUGUCUCCACAACUGGGACUGGUAGUGUGUAGCGCUGAACCUUUGAUGAACAGCUUGGAAAGUACUGCCUCCUGCAGCAGCGAACAUCUUACUUGCACUAUUCCAUCAAGGAUAACUCUCAAGGCAUUAUUAUAAGCUACUUGAAGAUAACAUUCUACCAGCUAAACUUCUGCCGAAAUGGGCUGACGUGCCUUAUCAUCAAAAAGUAGCGAGUUGACAACUUUGCUAACACAGCCAAACAUCAAACAAGUGCAACAACACAAGACAUAUAACUUAGUACGCCGGCUAAUGUUACUUACUAUUCAACACCAACAAGUCCAGCUCUCCGUCUGUCUGCAGUCUUCUAUUUUGCUUAACUGUCAUCAAGAUCUAAAAAAAAAAAACACCUGAGACUCUUGUCUCUUGUCUCUUGUCUCUUCUUUGGUCACUGUCUCCUUUCUCUUCUUCAGUUCCUCUGUCAACAUCUUCUUUGGCCUCUUUGUUGUCAUGGUGUCCCUAGAGGCGGCUCCAGUUCUAGUGGUCCAAACGCUACAACUCCCCGGCGGUCAGCCAGCUAACAGAGCUGUCUUGUACCUUUGGUAUUCAGCAGUAACAGGUUGCUUUUGGGAAACGCCUUAAAUCACAGAGAGUUGUUGCAGAGCAGCCAGAGGGGGAAAAAAGAGGAAAGGUUUUUUUUUUUUGGUUGCAUCAAAUAUGAUCCAGUUUCACCAAAAUAAGUGGUAGUAGGCAUUGUGUGUGAUGUACUGCCGUAAAGCGUUACACACUGUGAUCCUACCCACUCAGCAGAGCUACAUAUUACAGAAACAAGCAGUAGGGGGGGCAGAGUGCCUGAGACAGAGAUACCAUUCACCCGAUUACAAGUCACUGUAAUGUGAAGUAAUUCUGAAGCUGUUACUUUCAGGUAAAAUAGUUACAUAAUGUUGCUUUAAAAAUGUAAGUUGAGUAUCCUGCACAUGCCCUUAGUUCAGCAACGAGGUGCAGGCAAGCCAUAAUAAGUUCAUAUUGUAAGUAAAGAGUCAUCCAAACCGACAUAAAAGUAGUUUACUUCACAGAAAACCUCAGGUGUGUAUGAGUGUGUGCAUGAGUGUGUAUCUGAGAGCAUUUACCAACACACAGAUCGACGUUGCAGAGAUGCAACAUUAUUGCCAUUUACUGCCAUGAACCACAGUAAAGCAUUUAUGUAGAAAUCAAAUUAUUAUCUCUUAAGAAUGCACAUGAAUAGCUGUUGUAGCAGAAAUAUAAAUGUCUUCACUCACCCAAAGACUUCAGGUGGACAGCGGGACAGACGCGUUGUGAGAUGGCGACCGUCCAACAUAAUUGACAACGAGACAAAAGCUUUAGAUCGGGUGACCUGUCUGCUGAAGCACAGCACAGUACUCUGAAACGAUGUGUGUUAAUGUGUGCUGUAUCUAAUGAGUGAUGCAAAAGAUGGAUUUUUGUAAAAUAAAUACGUAAUAAUUUGUUUUUCAUCGAGA